Musca domestica (house fly) is the source of this 627-nucleotide messenger RNA. RefSeq lists its product as uncharacterized. The coding region runs from base 207 to 419 and encodes 70 amino acids. The record is from RefSeq and is a predicted model, not a curated record. The transcript is spliced from 3 exons. Lineage: Eukaryota; Metazoa; Arthropoda; Insecta; Diptera; Muscidae.
GAAAUUGUUGGAUAUUAUUAAGGCGGAAUGCAACUUCAUUCGUUCAAGUGUUUCGAACAUUUCGUUUCGAUCAGUGCAAGCGGUAACAACAUAUCGCGGACGUGUUUUUCCUCUCUGGACGGGGAGUUUAAGAUCGCUAUUAAAUUUUUGAAGAAUAUUUUUGUUUUUGUCAAGCUUCAUAACAAACAAACCAAACAACAACAAAUAUGGGCAAUCCAAUCUGGUUUAUCUUUUGGUUUUUGGUCUUUUGGUUCAUUUCGUUCUUUGUGGCAUUCUUCUGUGCCGCUUUCUACAUCAUUCUGUUGAUCUUUACGACUUGUUUCCCCGCGUUGACGUCAAUAACCGACAUUCUAUUACAAUGUCUCCAAUUCCCCCACUACUGUGCCAAGGCUAUGAUGGAAUGCAGACAACCAUUCUAAAUUAUGAACCAUGUGGAAUCUUCUAAACAAAAUUGAUCAUAAUUUCUUUAAUUUCUAUUCUAAUGUAAAUUGCAUUUUGUUCGUUUAAUUAUUAUUUAUUCAUAACAUUAAAGUACAAUUAAUUAUAAUUACUUUAAAAUAAAUUCCCUUUUUUAUAUGGAAAAUGAAUAACAAAUAAAUAAAUAUAUUUGUUAUAUUUUAUUUGUAA